Python bivittatus (Burmese python) is the source of this 648-nucleotide messenger RNA. RefSeq names its product interleukin 11 (gene IL11). NCBI's taxonomy places the organism in Eukaryota, Metazoa, Chordata, Lepidosauria, Squamata, Pythonidae. Gene Ontology annotation, biological process: positive regulation of MAPK cascade; positive regulation of cell population proliferation. Gene Ontology annotation, molecular function: growth factor activity; cytokine activity. The record is from RefSeq and is a predicted model, not a curated record. Gene Ontology annotation, cellular component: cytoplasm.
AUGUUUGCCCCUGUGUUCCUGCUGAAUCACGAAAACAGAUUUCCCUAUGAAAGAGAUGAGCAAGAAUUUACAAACGGUGUGUGUCAGAUGGUAGUGAUGCUACUGAGUCUCUAUGAAGGACUCUGGGCUGCACCCAACCCCCGACUAAAGCCUAUAGACCCCCGGAGUGAGUUUGAUUCCAUUGUCAUCUUGGCCAGAAACCUGCUAAGUGACACCAAGACCCUCUUCAACCACUUUAAAAAACACUUCCCAGCAGAAGGUGAACACAAGUUAGAAACACUGCCAGUUUUAUCCAUGAAUGCUGUAGAACUUGCCAACAUCCAGGUUUCUGCAGGUCUAGCCCGGCUCACCUCUGAUUUGCAGUGCUACCAACGGCAUUUUGAGUGGCUGAAGAAGGCAGCAACAUUGCUGCGGCCCAUGGAACAUGACAUUGGCACAGUGCACACCCGGCUUGAACGUCUCCUUAAAAGAGUGGAACUUCUGAUGACGAAGCUCAAUCUGACACGGCCCAAUGACCCUGUGCCAACCCUCCCGACCCAUGGGACCCACUGGUCUGUUGUCCAGGCUGGACAUGCCAUUAUCCACUCAUUCCACCUUUAUCUAGACUGGGCAGCCCGAGUGUUGGUCUUGAUCCGGAACAAGUUGUGA